This is a messenger RNA of Penicillium robsamsonii, 2040 nucleotides long. RefSeq lists its product as uncharacterized. The transcript is spliced from 2 exons. The record is from RefSeq and is a predicted model, not a curated record. Bases 1 to 2040 code for a protein of 679 amino acids. Lineage: Eukaryota; Fungi; Ascomycota; Eurotiomycetes; Eurotiales; Aspergillaceae.
AUGUCGCUGUUUCAAAAAAUGGGGAUUAAGAAAUCAUACGAGAUGAGGCAAUCUAAGCGCACCCCCUACGGGGCUGUACCAGCCGAGGAAAACCAUUCAAAUCCAAGGCCGUCAUCUGAAGUCCGAUAUUUUACAACAAUCGAGCUCCCCGAGGUCGACGAGCAGAAAUCCGAUCCGAAGCCUCUCAAGCUCUCUCAGUUGGACAGAAUUUCUCGUCUAAUUUGGGACUUGAUUCUUGCCACUACAGCCUCCCUCUUCACCGUGUUCGGUAUAUGGGUUUAUUGUAUCGAUGGGAAGCAUGCUGGCCCAGACACCAUAGGCUCUAAGCUAUUUGAAGUCUCUCAAUAUGCGCCCACUAUAUUCCCAGUCCUUUUUGCUGCUAUUGCGGGUAGCAGCAUCAAAAGUAUUGCGUCGUGGCGCAUCCAGACCACUGGAGGGGCGACCAUCGGACUGAUAGAGCAAUGUCUCGGCAGUCAGACUAUCAUAGGAGCCAUUCUCACUCAGAUCAGACUUCGCGCUGUAGACUCCGUCGCCAUAUUGACUGUCUUGUUGUGGUGCUUGUCUCCAUUGGGCGGCCAAGCCUCUUUGCGGGUCAUUUCCAUCGUCCCGAGUUACCCAAGUAAUCAGGUCCAGUUGACCACUUUGAACACUUUCACCCAGUACCAGUACGGCUACGGUCAAGGAAUAUCGAUGGCCAAAACAUCAAUUGCUAACCCACUGAUUGCUUCCAUAUCUGCCGCCUCGCUGCUGGCAAACCGCAAUCAAGAUCUCUGGGGCAACAUCCGCUUCCCUGCGAUCGAGCAUUUUGAGAAUGUCAGUACAGGUUGGAUGGAUGUACCCCAAAAUGAUAAUUUGACGUACGCAUCUCUUGUUGGCGUGCCGGUGAUUGGUUUGCCCAACUCUGGCAAUACAUCAUUUACCCUCCCAGGCUCAUACUUAUCCAUAUCCUGUCCUGUCUUCGACACACUGCACCAAGUGAAUUUUACCAAUUUCACUGGGCCAGAUGCUCCAUCUCCCGGUAAUUCCGACGAUUGCAGCUGGACAAGAUCAUUAGGUGGACAUCAAUUCCAGAUCGCCAUCUCGGAGCCAUGUUCGAAGUCACUCGAUGCAUCGAGGACAAGGACUCGAAAUGCACGGAAGCUGGUAUGGGAAUCAUGGGAUCGUGGUAAUGGAGGCGGUUAUGGAGCGAGUCAAUCCCCCAUUACGCGAGCUAUAUGCGAUCUCACCACGACCUAUGUGGAUUCCAACAUGACAUGCGAGUCCUUAGAUGGGAGUCAGUCCACGAACACUUGCAGCCUGUCCUCCGCUCGCCGUUCGGUGGAUGUAUCCCACUUCCACAAAAACUGGACCAUUUUCGAUUUCAAGUUCCCAGGGGACUCUGCGCUGCCCAUUGGCUAUAACCAAGGAAUAUUGUACAUGCUCACUAGCAUCUUUCCUCAGGCGGAGCAGAGCGGUGGCUUAGAGCCCAUAAUUGGAUAUUUUAUCGACCCUUUUCACGCCAUCGGAAAGCCUAGCGGUGACGAUAUUAUGUCACCUGAGACCACGACCGCGAAAGCCUUUGGGAUGCGUCUAUCGCAGCUCCUGAAUUCCGUCCUAUAUCUAGGAAUCAGCCCGUCGGCAUUCACAGGCUCUGUCAACAUGACGGAAAUCGAAAAUGGCCCAAUCAGCCAUAGCCCCAUCCAAUUGAAGGCCAAGAAUACUCAUCUGCUGGAUAUCGUUAGGUGUAAUCGUCCAUGGCUUACCGUGUUAAUCAUUUCCUCUGUGGUUAUCUUCUGCUUUGCAUUGGUGGGCGCCUAUCUCCACAUCAUAACGAUCGCCCCCGAUCUUCUAGGAUCGAUCUCCGUUACCCUAUUGCAGAACAAGAUCGAAGGAAUUGUUGGAUCCUCUACAUGGUCUUCAGACGAAUGGUCGAAGAAUUUGCGAGAUACGAAAUUAUGGCUGGGAGAUGUUCAGCCUGAUGCUGACGUUGGGUGUCUUGCGUUAACCACCACGGCACAAGAUGUUCCUCCUGGCUCGAUAAAGGGAAGACUGUAUCAUUGA